AUGAACCGCCAAUUCGAUAAACAAUACCCACUGGACCCGAAAAGUUCUCUCGAAGAAGAGGACUACUUCGACAGCCUGCAAACCUCCGGCAGGCGGCUUGGGCCGUCUCUCGACGUGCGCGUACCGUCUCUCAAAGUCGUCGCCAACGGCGGAAUUAUUGCUGUUCCUGGCUUGGGAGCAGACCCUUGUUUCACAUGGACCAAGAAAGUCGAGGUGUCCCCCGGAGAGCCUUUUGAAGGUCGUGAUGCCACCAAGUCCAAAUCUAAACACAAUGAGAAGGACCAAAAGGUUCACCUCCUUCUACUGUUGAAACAAGUCUUCCCGACGGCUAGAAUCCUAUGUUAUGUCGAUAACACUGCUUGGUUCCGUGAGCCCAUCAUCAAGACGCCACGACAGAUUGGAAUAUGCUUGCAGGGAAAAAUCAAGGCAAAGCGAUUGUCAAGCGUAAUGGGCAGCAGCACCUUCUCAGGAAAAAUGGCUAACGCUCUUCUAGCGCCUCCCCAUUAUAUUCAUAGGCCACAGUCUAGGAGGAAUCAUCAUCAAAGAGGUACAGCAAUUCGAAUGCAAGAACUCAUCUUGUACGCUAACUAUUGCGAGGCCCUAUGCGCGGAUCCGUCCAAAAGCAUCAUUAGCGAUACUGUGGGCAUCAUAUUUCUCGGUACCCCUCAUCAGGGCGCACGACUGGUGAGAGCCGCCGCUCUCCUGGCUCCGGUGCCGAAGCGUUUCGGUUUGGUAGAUGAUACAUUGAUCAAGCAUCUGACCGAGCAUAACUGCGACCUUAGCAACCUCGCCGACAGUUUCGACAAAUUGAGAAGUCAUAUAGAGGAAACGGACCACAAAAUUCGAAUUGCAGCAUUCUACGAGAGCAAGCCAGUUCCUGGCACUAGUAAGACUUUGGUUUCGCGUGACUCAGCCAUUGUCCACGCAGACGCCUUUGAGAAAUGGCUCGUCAAUACCGAUCACUCAAAUCUGAAUAAAUGUUCCGGCGUACAGGAUAGUUAUUUCGUCGACCUGACCAAGGCAAUAGCGCGACUGCGUUGCCCAUCACGGCUCCAGCUAGCCGACUCAAUGAUCCAUAAUCAGCACUACAACGCAGAUAGGCUCAAAAUCACACGACUCUCAGGGAACGGUGUAGAUCUGAGCCAGUGCUAUAUCAACCUGGCCAUUGAGCAAGAAGCUCUUGGCCAGGAAUCAGCCGACCCAGAAAACCGAAACACAUCGGACACCUCAUUCCCGCAAGAGGGGGUGGAGGACCUAGACAGCUCAAGAGCGUUAGAUUUGAAAACCAUCUUCGACCGACGCAAUGGGCGUGAUGGUGCUAUGAUAUGGCCUCGGAGAAUAAUGAUUCGCGGCCGUGCUGGAGUGGGCAAAUCUACCUUGUGCAAGAAGAUAGUCCAUGAAUUUGUCCAUGACGAAGCAUGGCGAGAACUGUUUCAUCGCAUACUGUGGAUACCUUUAAGACAUCUUGCACGAACUGACCGAACGAUGAAAUCGGGAUACUGUCUCAUUAGUCUCUUUCAAGACGAGUUCUUUCCCGAGCAUCACGAGCUCGCUGAAGAAUUGGCACGGGAUUGGAGCCGCAAGCGCGACAAAACGCUAUUCGUGCUGGACGGACUCGAUGAGGUAUCACAAGUCCUUGAAAGUGAAGAGAGCGGCAUGAAGGAUUUCAUCGAGAGGCUUCUGGAGCAGCCCAAUCUCAUUGUCACAUCACGAUCCCACGUUAGCCAUCCAGCCCUCGGCAAUGUGGAUCUCAGAGCAGAAGUAUUGGGAUUUCAUCCAGAUCAGGUGAUAGCCUACCUUGAGGCUGAUCCUAAGAUGUGCUCAAGAAUCGACGAGUUUCAGACUUGGCUCAACGAGCGCUGGGUCCUUCGUGGCCUUGUACGAACUCCCAUACUUCUGGACGCACUUUGUCUCGUCUGGGACAGCCCUGGUCGCAAGACUAUUAGCGACACCAUGACUGGAAUCUAUAUUGCCAUCACUCAAGAGUUGCGGAGCAAAGACAUCAAAAAGCUUGACUUUGAUCAUUCUACUAGUCUUUUGGAUGUCGAAAUCAAGUCAAAAUUUCAGAGUGUCGAGACCAUCCUUGAACAUCUCGCAUUCAGUGGCCUUGCUAGCAACCUCGAGGACUUUACAACCCAUCAUCGUAACAAGAUUGCUGAAAGAUUUCGGCCACCAAAGGCCAUUUCGUUGAAUGAGACCUUGGGUAGAAUAUCUUUCAUGAGGUCAUCGGAUGGUCCAGAGCACUCCGACCGCGACUAUUACUUUAUGCACCGAACCUUUCAGGAAUUCUUUGCAGCACAGUAUUUUGUUCGACGGUGGAUAUGUUCCUCGGAACUUGAAUAUGCCCUUAAUGCGGAAAAGCCAAAUGAGGAGCAUCGCCCUACUCACCCUGUCAAGUUCCUUGAGAGAUACAAAUAUAAGGCUCAGUAUGAUGUGUUUUGGCGGUUGGUAACUGGCCUGAUAGCUACAGAGCACGGCAGUCAUCUUGAGCGGUUCUUUGCUGCACUGGAACAAGAACCAAUCGAUCUGCUGGGGCCGGCACACCAACGACUGAUUAUGCAUUGCUUGGCUGAAGUUGCCGCGAACACAGAGCUGCUUGUUCGAUCCAAGCUGGAGCUGAUGUUGUCCCACUGGGCGCACUUUGAAUACACAUUCGGGCUAUAUGAACGACUGAUACGGGAACCAGAGUUUCCAAUGUCGUCCCUGAUCUUGGUAGCCGACAACAUGGCCCGGAUCAGUACUUCCACAUCUGAUACUUUCUCUGAUAUAAAUAUUAGUCUGGGCCAAUUAGAGGCUAGCAGGCGACAGUUACCUGAGUCAAUGGAGCAUUUGAUCUUUGAGUUGUUCACUAUGACGGACUAUUGUACCGCUUGGAGGAUUUUGCGUGGCCGUGCAAGCCUUUCAAAGACGACUGCGCGCGCAAUAAAGGCGGUGCUCGAAGACGCACAGCAGAGCGGUACAAGGCGCAUGCGCGCAGCAAAGAUUCUACGGGACCAUCCUCAUCUUGUAAGGAGAAUGUUGGUAGACCUGACUGCUUCACUCGAAAGCGAGGAUCCAGUCCUUGUCAUUGCCGCUGCUAUGGCUUUGGGGAGCCAGGUGAAUCUUGCCGCAGAAACACAGGAAAGAAUAGAGGAACUGCUAGUGACGCUGCUAGAAAACAAGUACGACUGGGUCAGGAUUCGAGCCUCGAAAGCUCUAAUCAGGAUUGAGACGAUGUCUGAGACGACGCAAUUAUAUCUGCUACACAUGGCAAGGAUACACCCAGACGAAGGGAUUCGCGAACUUGCUAUUGCAACUCUGCAGCGAAGAGCCCAGCUUUCUGGAACAAUCCUGAUGUCACUGGCAGAGGCCAUUGCAAACGUCAAUGACUCGAGGCUUGCUCAUAUAGCCAUGUCUAUAUUGAAUUUCGAGCGAUCAGAACUUUCAGGGCCGCUACAGGAAACUUUGGUCGAACAUUUCCAACGCAUGCCUGGUUUACACCCCAUCAUCGCCGAGUUACUCGGUAAUCAGGAAAUCCUAUCAGAAAAAACAUGCACGACAUUAAGUCAAGUAAUCAGCGACAAGUCAAUUUCCGAGGACCACCGGCGAUAUGCAAUCCAAUCGUUCAACUCCAUGGUGAAUAUUCCAUGGCCAAUAGUUGUUGCGAUGACGAAGCUGGUCACUGAUGACAGCGAGAAUUACAUACUCCGCGAAACUGCGGCCAGCACAUUAUGCCGGGAAGACGAGUCGCCCGCUAUGACGGAGGAUUUGCAAAGAUUACUUGAACAUGAUAGUGACAGCAUGCAGCACUACGCUCUUUACAACUUGAUCGAUCGCGAUAAUUGGCGAAUCACAACGGAGAUGCUUUGUGUCUUCCUACAGCAUCAAAGGAAUUCUGAUAUACCACUUCUGGCUGCUCACUAUUUAAAGGACUGCAAUAACCUUGCACGGAGCGAAGAGGAGACGCUUGUGCGUAUCAUAAACACGCCAAAGCAUGAGGACUCCUGGCCUUGGAAUUGGAAGGGCGAUCGUCAUCGGUCGCUGUGCUCGAUUGAAGUCGAUGCCGCGGAGAUCCUGGCCAGGCAAAUACGGCUAUCCGAAGAGGCACAAAACACGCUGCUGCUGCGGCUACAGGACUUGGGGAAGGGGUGGAAAGUCCGACACCUAGCCGCUCUCGCUCUCGGAAGUCAUCUAAGUUUUGCCAAUGUGUCGCUGCUGCUGCAGCUCCUUGAAAAGAGGGACAUUGACGAGGUGUGCCAAAUUGCCACCAUUAUAGCUCUGGUACCGGAUCUUGUCAAUGUCAUUCUCAAGUUGGUCGGAUGGCACGCAAAUGCGGAGCAGCAGCAGGCGGGGACUGCCGCACCUGCCUCAUGGCGUGUGAAGCUCAUUACAGGCCUAUACGAAGGUCUGUUGGAUCGCGGUUUUAGGGAACAGGUGACAUUGUGUGUAUAUGACAAUGCUUGUAUUAUUGAUCAGCCCCAAGGACGUCAUCUAGUGCCUCUCCAUGACUUUGAUCUCGACAGUCUGAGGAGACACAUUGCCUGGCGACAGCAGCUCAUCAACGAAAAAAACUACAUGCUCUGGUCUAGAUAUGGCUGA
Messenger RNA from Beauveria bassiana ARSEF 2860, 4578 nucleotides. Its product is annotated as peptidase C14. NCBI's taxonomy places the organism in Eukaryota, Fungi, Ascomycota, Sordariomycetes, Hypocreales, Cordycipitaceae. The transcript has 3 exons. The record is from RefSeq and is a predicted model, not a curated record. The coding region runs from base 1 to 4578 and encodes 1525 amino acids.